This is a messenger RNA of Exophiala viscosa, 1821 nucleotides long. RefSeq lists its product as uncharacterized. The transcript has a single exon. The coding region runs from base 191 to 1456 and encodes 421 amino acids. The record is from RefSeq and is a predicted model, not a curated record. Lineage: Eukaryota; Fungi; Ascomycota; Eurotiomycetes; Chaetothyriales; Herpotrichiellaceae.
AUACCAUUCAUUGCAAGUCGCGACCACUCCACCGAAAAUCGUUGCUCACGACAUCAACCGCGAGACCAACACGACAACAGAUCCUCCUAAGCAUGGACAUUGAGAUUCUGAAGCGCAGUGAUCCAGCGCGCCAGCUCAGAUCUUCUUGUCAGCUCAUCGCGACCCCGAUCCUCCUCUUCGACGUUCCAAGAUGAACAACCCCGAAUUCCGCCAAACCCUGCAGAACAUAUCCCAUAAUCUCGAAACUGCGAACCAGGCGGCUCAAGAGAACAUCUACACCUUCACGCAGCGCUAUAUCGACCCUUGCUUGGCUGGAAUAAAGUCUUCCAUCGACGCUUGCACGGGCCCAUGCUUUCCCAAUCGAGAAGACAACUUGCGCCGAAAGAGAGGACGGUCGCGUGGCAGAGCCGAAUCCAACUUUGAUUUUUAUGAUGCCUGGGAGGACGACGAAGCGCUUGCGGAGAAUUCUGCGGCAUGGGGAAAUGAUGAGUUGGACAGUCUGCUGGCUGGGCAUGGACCGCAGUCAAUUCAGCCUACGAGACAACGAGCGAUGAGUUAUGGCUCCCGAAAUCGACGCAAACCAACCGCAGCACAAGGAGGUUCGCAUACAGAGCCUACUAUUAUACCCGGCUCGUCAUAUUUGGGAUUCUUGGAACGGCUACCGUGGAAUAUAGGCUCCCGCAAAUUACGGUAUAAACCUUCGGCGGCCGACCUGCAAGAGAAUCCCGGUGGGACGCGGAUACGAGAUGUGGAAACAGAGCCAUUGAUUGAAGAGCACGAUGGAGUUGACGACAGGUGGAAGAGGAGUCAUGGCCGGUCGAGGAGCGACACGAACGCCUCGAGGUCCACGACGAACUCACUCAGCUCGAGAGGAGACUUGAUCAUGAGCGAUGAGGAGGAAGACGCGGUACCACUCGAUGACGAAUUCGCCGUCAUGCUGGCACGACGCAGUACGAACCAAGGUCUAAGUGAAGAUCAGAGCAGUGGGAAGUCGAGGACACCCACAAAACGUCCCGAACGAUCUCGGAGGUCGACGCGGACAACUUCAUCAAAAUCGCUCAAAAGUCCUGCCAGCCAAAGUCAAAAAUCAGCGUCACAGAGGAGCCUGACACCUCUCUCGCCGAGUCCCGUCAGAGAUCAUCUAAAGACACCGACGAUUAUGGAUCUCAGAUUGCAAGAACAAGAACUUGAAAGGGAAGAAGAGUUGGAAAUCCAACGGAGACGAGCGGCUGCUCAUCGGCUUGCUGUGCGGCGAGGAAUGAGCUCGGCCGAUGUGAAGGCUCUAGCAAGCCCCGAAGCAGAUUUUGAGACCGCAAGCACUGAAGUAGAUGGAAGCGAUGAACCUCAGACCCAUGCAGAAGAAGAAUAUGCCUCGACAGCGGCUGACUUACAGUCAACAUCAACAGCAGAAACAGAAUAUUCUGCGCCUGUCGAUGAUGGGAAAGAUCCGACCUGAAUGACCCCCACAUUCGUCAUUGAUCAUUUCAAAACUAGAGGACCCAGAUGAUUCUGCAUUCGCAUGGCACCUGUAAUACAAAAGGCAUGAAAGGAUAUGAAAGUCUGACACUCGUGGUCUACGCUAUCACACGGCCACAUAAUGAUGAAAUCAAGACGCUGUUUCUGAUUUUGCAUCUUGACAAGCGAGAUGUAGUCAUACUCGGACUGUAGUCACUGUACAGCUAUGUACUUUUAGUUGGGGUUGGAGCACCCCUGGAAAAUGUGCUUGGACGAGAUUGACCAUGGACUUCCCUGUGCUUAUCAUACUGGAUCCGGUUGUGGAGACUCGCCUAUCUGUACCUGGACAAAGUCUCUCUCGCCUGC